Messenger RNA from Oncorhynchus tshawytscha (Chinook salmon), 2232 nucleotides. Its product is annotated as acetylcholinesterase-like. Lineage: Eukaryota; Metazoa; Chordata; Actinopteri; Salmoniformes; Salmonidae. Gene Ontology annotation, molecular function: acetylcholinesterase activity. Gene Ontology annotation, biological process: choline metabolic process; acetylcholine catabolic process. The record is from RefSeq and is a predicted model, not a curated record. Gene Ontology annotation, cellular component: plasma membrane.
AUGAAGACCUCCACCGUCUUCCUCUCGCUCCUCGCCCCACUCUCUUGUUCCCAGAGCGACUCUCCGGAACUCAUCGUGACAACGCGGGCAGGAAGCUUACGCGGCAUCCGCCUACCGACGCCCGACAGGAGUCACGUGACUGCUUUCCUCGGCAUCCCAUUCGCCGAGCCCCCGCUGGGCAAGAAGCGCUUCUGUAAGGCGGAGCCAAAGAAGCCGUGGUCGGGAGUGUUCGACGCUAGCUCCUACCCCAACGCCUGCUAUCAGUUCGUUGACACCUCUUUCCCCGGGUUCCAAGGAUCUGAGAUGUGGAACCCGAACAGGGAGAUGAGUGAGGACUGCCUAUACCUCAACGUCUGGGUACCAACCUCCCCCAGACCUCACAACCUCACCGUGAUGGUGUGGAUCUACGGUGGAGGCUUCUACAGUGGCUCCUCGUCCCUGGAUGUGUAUGAUGGACGUUACCUGGCCCACUCUGAGAAGGUGGUGGUGGUGUCCAUGAACUACCGUGUCGGGGCCUUUGGUUUCCUGGCUCUUCCUGGCUCUUCGGAUGCCCCUGGGAAUGUGGGGCUCCUAGACCAACGUAUGGCCCUCCAGUGGAUCCAGAAUAACAUACAUAUCUUCGGGGGUAACCCCAAGCAGGUGACCAUCUUUGGGGAGAGUGCAGGAGCAGUCUCUGUGGGAAUACACCUCCUGUCUCCAGACAGCCGCCCCACCUUCACCCGAGCCAUCCUCCAGAGUGGAGUCCCCAACUGUCCCUGGGCCACUGUUACGCCCGCUGAAGCCCAGCGGAGAGCUGCCAUGUUGGGGAAACUGGUGGGCUGUCCCUCUGGGGGUAACGACACAGAGCUGGUGGACUGUCUCCGUAACAAGCCCCCCCAGGACCUCAUCGACCAGGAGUGGCAGGUCAUGCCAUGGUCGGCCAUCUUCCGUUUGUCCUUCGUGCCGGUCAUCGAUGGUGUGGUCCUUCCUGACAACCCAGAGGCCAUGUUGUCAUCAGGCAACAUCAAAGACACCCAAAUCCUGCUGGGAGUCAACCAGGAUGAGGGCUCCUUCUUCCUCCUCUACGGAGCCCCGGCUUCAGCAAGGUGUGACAACGAGUCAUUGAUCUCCCAUGAGGACUUCGUGGAGAGCGUGAAGCUGAGUGUCCCGCACGCCAACGAAAUCGGCCAGGAGGCUGUGGUGCUGCAGUACACUGACUGGUUCGAUGAGAACAAGAAGAACCGAGACUCCCUGGAUGACGUGGUCGGAGACCAUAAUGUCAUCUACCCCCUGCAGCAGUUUGCCAGGACCUACUCCCAGCUCCAGUCUAACCUGGGUGCCAACAAUGGACAACAGGCGGGCAACGCUGGGGCCAUGACCAAGGACGGGAACUCACAAAGUAAGAAUUUGUACCUGUACCUGUUUCACCACCGUGCGUCUAACCUGGCGUGGCCUGGGUGGAUGGGCGUUAUCCAUGGUUACGAGAUAGAGUUUGUGUUCGGCAUGCCACUGGAGAAGAGACUCAACUACACAGCCGAGGAGGAGAAACUGAGCCGACGCAUGAUGAGAUACUGGGCUAACUUCGCACGCACCGGUAACCCCAACAUCAAUUUUGACGGCAGUGUGGAUAGCAGGCAGAGGUGGCCGCAGUUCACCAACAGUGAGCAAAAACACGUGGGGCUGAACACAGAAUCUCUGAAGAUCCACAAGGGCCUGCGGAACCAGCUGUGUGCAUUCUGGAACCGCUUUCUGCCACGCCUCCUCAAUAUCACCGAUAACAUAGACGAUGCCGAGCGUCAGUGGAAGGUGGAGUUCCAUCGCUGGUCCUCCUACAUGAUGCAUUGGAAGAGCCAGUUCGACCAUUACAGCAAGCAGGAGCGCUGCACUGACCUCUGAAAAGAGAGAGAGAGAGAGGCCGACCAUGUCCUACCAUAUUAUCCUACAUGUCGUCAUGUGAUAUGUUGAGGCUGUUAUAUUUAACUCAAUGUGUUUUUUCUGGUUUCCAUUGCAGAGGUUAUAGCAGGUCUAUAAGACUAUUCAUCAGACAGGAGUUAUGGAAGGAGAUGGUCAUUGAUGAAGAGUUUGAAUAGGUGUGUGUGUGGUACGACUGAACCUCUGGGUCCCACCCAUCUCACUUUCUUUUUUUUAAACUUUAUUAUUUUCCAGUUGAUACAAAUUUCACGAUCUGCUCAUUUGAAAUGAUCUUUAUUGAAAACAGCUAGUGUUGUCUGUCUAUGUAUCUGUUCACUUGUC